AUGAGAAUAAACCCACGACUUCUGAUGGCCUCUUCCACAACGGUGGCGUCUGUGAAGGGCUUCAAACCAGUCCCAAUGGCUUUGCUGCCACCCAUACAACUCUACAGGAGACUGCUCCGUACACAUCGCAAGCAUCUGCCCAAAGACAUGCGGCUGCUCGGAGAUGAAUAUGUCAAGAGCGAAUUCAGGGCUCACAGGAAUGUCGAGAAUCCAGUGCACAUUAUCGGGUUCUUGACAGAGUGGCAAAUGUAUGCUCAGACUCUAGAGGGCGAAUCUUGGGCUGGGGAGCGGAUGGACCCUUCGAAGAUUGAGAAGAUGAGUGACCAACAGCUUGGGCAAUUGUACGAGCUCAUGCAGGCGAUACGGAAGAAGGAAAUCGAGGAUGACGAGCUGGAUCAAUAA
Molecule: messenger RNA, 402 nt
Organism: Drepanopeziza brunnea f. sp. 'multigermtubi' MB_m1
Lineage: Eukaryota; Fungi; Ascomycota; Leotiomycetes; Helotiales; Drepanopezizaceae
Biological process (GO): mitochondrial respiratory chain complex II assembly; succinate metabolic process
Cellular component (GO): mitochondrial intermembrane space; mitochondrion
Source: RefSeq, a predicted model, not a curated record